AUGGCCACUCGAACGUUGGAGUCGCGUUUUGAGCGCAUGUCUGUGAAUGACGAGAACGACCCCGGCGAUGGCUCCAAGCUCUACUCCAAGACCCAGACUAUGGUCAAGACGUCACAGCUGGCACAUAGCUCCAGCAGACCGAACCUCAUCAAGGUAGCACUUCAAUCUCAGAGCACCAAUGCUGUCGCCUCGGUGAAGCUGCCAUCGCAAUCGGCGCAACGCGAGGCCAAGAACCCUGCAUCACCAACGAGAAAGCCUUUACCCUCCAGCUCUUCCAGAGCUUCCGAUGAACUAGUCGAAAUCGAACGCAAGUCGGGUGUCUCCGUCGUUGUCGAGCCCUCACCGCCGAAAGUCUUCCACCUGGGAAUGUUCGAGAUUGGCCGCCCUCUGGGUAAAGGAAAGUUCGGUCGGGUCUACCUUGCCCGCGAGCGCACGAGUGGCUUCAUCUGCGCCCUCAAGGUCCUGCACAAGAACGAGCUGCAACAGGGUCGCGUCGAGAAACAGGUCCGCCGCGAGAUCGAGAUCCAGAGCAACCUGCGCCAUCCCAAUAUCCUCCAGCUGUACGGUCACUUCCACGACAGCAAGCGUGUCUUCCUGAUCCUCGAGUUCGCCGGCAAGGGUGAGCUGUACAAGCACCUCCGCAAGGAGAGCCGCUUCCCCGAGUGGAAGUCGGCGCAGUACAUCGCCCAAAUGGCAUCGGCGCUGAGGUAUCUCCACCGCAAGCACGUCAUCCACCGCGACAUCAAGCCUGAGAACAUUCUCAUGGGCAUCCAUGGAGAGAUCAAGAUUUCGGAUUUCGGCUGGAGUGUCCACGCCCCCAACAACCGCCGCAACACCAUGUGCGGAACCCUUGACUACCUGCCGCCUGAGAUGAUCAAGCCCGGCAGCUCAGACAACUACUACAACGAGAAGGUCGAUCUCUGGAGUUUAGGUGUCUUGACGUACGAGUUCCUCGUUGGUGAGGCGCCUUUUGAGGACACGCCCGUCAUGACGCAGAGGAGAAUCGCUCGGGCAGACAUGACUGUGCCGUCAUUCGUCAGUCCCGAGGCCAAGGACCUGAUUAAGAAGCUGCUUGUCCUCGACCCCGAGAAGAGAAUACCCUUGGAGCAGGUCCAAACCCACCCGUGGAUCGUCAAGCACUGUGUAAAGGGCGAGAGAGCCUCCAACCGCGAGAAGAGCUAUUAA
This is a messenger RNA of Colletotrichum karsti, 1185 nucleotides long. RefSeq lists its product as uncharacterized. Bases 1 to 1185 code for a protein of 394 amino acids. The transcript has 3 exons. The record is from RefSeq and is a predicted model, not a curated record. Gene Ontology annotation, molecular function: ATP binding; protein kinase activity. Gene Ontology annotation, cellular component: chromosome passenger complex; spindle microtubule; spindle midzone. Gene Ontology annotation, biological process: mitotic spindle organization; protein phosphorylation; regulation of cytokinesis. NCBI's taxonomy places the organism in Eukaryota, Fungi, Ascomycota, Sordariomycetes, Glomerellales, Glomerellaceae.